Messenger RNA from Phaethon lepturus (White-tailed tropicbird), 1140 nucleotides. RefSeq names its product nipped-B-like protein. The transcript is spliced from 2 exons. The record is from RefSeq and is a predicted model, not a curated record. The annotation marks the transcript as partial. NCBI's taxonomy places the organism in Eukaryota, Metazoa, Chordata, Aves, Phaethontiformes, Phaethontidae.
CAAAAUGAGAGCAGGCAAAUGGAGAUGAAACAAAAUGAGGGAAAACAAAAUAAUGGCAAACAGGAAAUAAGGCAGAGGCCUGAAACACCAAAACAGAAGAGUGAAGGCAGGCCCGAAACGCCAAAACAGAAGAGUGAAGGCAGGCCUGAAACGCCAAAACAUAGACAUGAUAGUAGGAGGGACUCCAGUAAGCCACUGUCAGAUAAGAAAAUUGAAAUAUCUAGGCAUAAGCUAGAUGUGAAAUCUGAUCCUUCAAGGGUAAAACCUGAAAGUAGAUCUGAUCCAACGAAACAAAGGCCUGAUGGGCGUUCAGUUUCUGAUACACUGAGGCGUGACCAUGAUAGCCUUAAACAAAGACCUGAGGACAGGGGGGAGUCGGAGAGAUACAGAGGAGAUCCAUCCAAGAUUAGAAGGCCUGAAUAUUUGAGAUCCUCAAACAAAAAUGAACAUGAUUCUAAACAUGUUAUUAAAUCUGAUGGUUCAAAACCUGAGAAAUUUGAAAGGAAACAUAGGCAUGAGUCUGGUGAAACAAGGGAAAGGUUUUCUUCUGGGGAUCAGAAAUCAAGACCUGACAGCCCUCGUAUUAAACAGGAAGGUAAAGGAGAUUCUAGUAAAUCAAGACCUGAUAAACCUGGUUUUAAAUCACCCAACAGCAAGGAUGAACGAAGGACAGAUGGUAAUAAGAGUAAAGCAGAUAGUAAUAAAGCACAUGCUGACAAUAAGGCAGAAUUUCCCAGUUAUUUGUUGGGAGCAAGAUCUGGCGCACUGAAACAUUUUGUCAUUCCAAAAAUCAAGCGUGAUAAAGAUGGCAAUGUUACUCAGGAGUCAAGGAAAACUGAAUUUAGAAGUGAACAGAAGGACAAAGUAGAGAAGAUUGGGCUAGUUGAAGAUCUAAAUAAAGGAGCUAAGCCUGUAGUUGUUCUUCAAAAGCUUUCUUUGGAUGAUGUGCAGAAAUUUAUUAAGGAUAGAGAAGAUAAAUCAAGGGGCUCUUGUUUUAAACCUAACAAGAACAAGUCAUCCAAAUCCAAUAAAGGUUUGCUACUUCUGUGGUUAGAAAGUAAACACAAACAUGUGAUAGUUUAUACGCUUGCUUAUAUGGCGAUUUUGGGGAACAAAAUGAAACUUGCCUGCGAACUUGUC